Lolium perenne is the source of this 1422-nucleotide messenger RNA. RefSeq names its product gibberellin 20 oxidase 3. The record is from RefSeq and is a predicted model, not a curated record. NCBI's taxonomy places the organism in Eukaryota, Viridiplantae, Streptophyta, Magnoliopsida, Poales, Poaceae.
GUGCCUAUAUAUGCACGUGGAGCAUCCACGCCAAUGAAGCCAUUCGCAAUUGGUAACGCACAAAGCUCCGUCGCUAGUUUAUAGCCCGCGCCAGCCCACCACCUCGCCGUCCACCGGUCCCCAAACUCCAGCAGCCUAGAGAUGGCCCUCGUGUUCGACGCAGCGGCCCUGAGCAGGAAGUCUGACAUCCCGGAGCAGUUCGUCUGGCCGGCCGAGGAGGCGCCGACCGUCGGCGCCGUGGAGGAGAUCGCCGUCCCAGUCGUCGACCUCGCGGGGUUCCUGGCCGGCGGCGCCGGGGCUGGCGACGGCCUCCGCGACCUCGCCGCGGCGUGCGAGCGGCAUGGGUUCUUCCAGGUGGUGAACCACGGCGUGGACCCCAAGCUGCUCGCCGAGGCGUACCGCUGCUGCGACGCCUUCUACGCGCGGCCGAUCGACGAGAAGCGGCGCGCGCAGCGGCGCCCCGGGGAGAACUACGGCUACGCGGGGAGCUUCGUGGGGCGGUUCAACAGCAGGCUUCCCUGGAAGGAGACCAUGUCCUUCAACUGCUCCGCCGCGCCGGAGAACUCCCGCAUGGUCGUCGACUACUUCGUCGCCGUCCUCGGCGAGGAAUACCGCCACAUGGGAGAGGUGUACCAAAAGUACUGCGACGAGAUGACACGGCUGGCACUCGACGUGACGGACGUCCUGGCGACUUGCCUGGGCCUCCGCCGCGGCGCGCUGCGCGACUUCUUUGAAGGGGACAACUCCGUGAUGCGGCUGAACAACUACCCGCCGUGCCCGCAGCCUCACCUGACACUGGGCACGGGCCCGCACCACGACCCGACGUCGCUGACGCUGCUCCACCAGGACGAGGUCGGCGGGCUCCAGGUGUUCACCGGCGGCGCGUGGCGCGCCGUGCGGCCCCGGAGCGACGCCUUCGUGGUCAACAUCGGCGACACCUUCGCCGCGCUAACCAACGGGCGCCACAUCAGCUGCCUCCACCGCGCCGUCGUGAACGGCCGCGCCGCGCGCAGGUCGCUCACCUUCUUCCUCAACCCGCAGCUGGACCGCCCCGUCGUGCCGCCGCCCGAGCUGCUUGCCGUCGACGGCCGCCCGCGCGCGUACCCGGACUUCACCUGGCGCGAGUUCCUCGAGUUCACGCAGAAGCAGUACCGGUCCGACGCGAGCACCCUGGACGCCUUCGUCGCUUGGAUGCGCAGGGCCGAGGCCGUGGAGGGCACCAUGGACGACGGCCAGAACAAGAAUGAAGGGAUCUCUAAGAACUAGUGUGAUCUGAGAAUGCGAAGAAACUAUUUAGCCAAUUUAGGUGGAUGUGGAUUUUGAUGGAAUGUAAUAAAAGAACCCAUGCUAUUAUGCAUGCAUGUUAGAGCAUGUAAAAUGGUUGUUAAGACCGUGUUAUCUCAAUCAUCUAGUUGUUGGAUA